Molecule: messenger RNA, 1314 nt
Organism: Polypterus senegalus (gray bichir)
Lineage: Eukaryota; Metazoa; Chordata; Cladistia; Polypteriformes; Polypteridae
Exons: 2
Coding region: 126-788 (220 amino acids)
Source: RefSeq, a predicted model, not a curated record
ACAUAGAGCCUGUUCUAAAAUGACAUUCACGUGUCUUUAGACAUAAGUGAUGAAGUUUUAAUGAAGUUAAUUCCUGUACUUUUUACAGAGAAAAAGAAAAAGCUGCUCUUUUCUGGAACAUCUCAAUGGAUGUGAGACAGGAGACCUGUGAUGUGGACACAAAUAUCAUGGAGAAAACUGUAAAUAUUAAGGAGGAGGACUGUCAGUGGGAGUCCAUCUACCUUAAACAGGAAAGUCUGAGCAUCAAUGAGGAGAACAGUGAACUGCCGUCAGUGGACAUUAAAGAAGAACCUGAAGAGACGUCUGUCAGUAUUGAGACGCACAACCAUACAAAUCUGGACACUGCAAAAGAUGACAACCUUCAUGAUGGGUGUCAAGAUGGAGUGGUGACCAGGGUAGACUCUUCUCAAAGCAGACACUCUUCAACUCCAGAGCCUUCUACCAGUGUGAAGUCUGAAUCCUUAGAGUCUGAACCAAAGAGGGCUGAGGAAACUACAUCUGUUAGGACUCAGAAAAAUAAGCGGCCAGCUACAAAGAAGUCUGGAAAAACAAUUUGUUUUUCUUCCAUUAUAGUGACUCAGCAUGUCCUCGAUAAAGAGUGCUAUACAAACGUCCAAGAGCAAGACAAAGGUAGUGAUCCCUCUGGAAUUUCCUGGGUAUCCAUAUUAAUUCCUCUAAACAAUGUGGUCCAAUCUUCAACUAAGCUCCGAUUACAGACAACCACAGUUGUCCUAAACUACUGUAAUAACACACAAACAACUGGACGGCUUCUUGUCAGUCAGUCCUGAACACAUCGUUCAAACAUUCACAGUCCACUCCGUGACCCUCCUAUCUCUACAGACUGGUUGACCCUUCCUUAACAGUAAUGACCUCCACAAAACUUUUUGUAGCUGCUGACCCAUUCCUUCAUCCAAACCUUUUCAGUUCCUUCAUCCCUGAGAGCUGUUUUCUGAUCAGUUGUCUUUAGGUCAGGCCACAGCAUCGCGUCUCUCUUAUUGGCCUUUCCAGAACACCAGUUACCGUAUGUUUAACCCUUUGUCUUUUGAUUUCUUCCUGUGUUUGGGUUCAUUGUCCUGUGUCAUUACUCAACUUUUGUUAAGCUUCUACUAUCCUGAUAUUUUUCUGUCAGAUUUCUUGAUAAUAUUUUCAAUUCAGUGACCAUUGAUCAUGUUACGUUUUCCAGGCCAUGAAGAACAAGCAGGCCAAACCAGGAUGCUCCCUUCACCUUGAGUCUUUAGUAUCGAUGUGCACUUUUCUCUUACCUCCAAACUUGGUGAUGCAUGUUUUGACCAAAGACUUCCACUUUUGUCUCAU